Aspergillus sclerotioniger CBS 115572 is the source of this 522-nucleotide messenger RNA. RefSeq names its product DASH complex subunit DAD3 family protein. The transcript is spliced from 2 exons. The coding region runs from base 82 to 522 and encodes 146 amino acids. The record is from RefSeq and is a predicted model, not a curated record. Gene Ontology annotation, cellular component: DASH complex; mitotic spindle. Gene Ontology annotation, biological process: attachment of spindle microtubules to kinetochore. Lineage: Eukaryota; Fungi; Ascomycota; Eurotiomycetes; Eurotiales; Aspergillaceae.
CCUACAACCACCAACCACCACCACAAACACCACACUCACUCCAACCAGAAAGCCAAACAAACAGACAGACACCUACAUAAAAUGUCCUCCCCACCCACAACCACCAUCAAAUCCGAAACCGACCCCCACUCCCCAUCCUCCGAAACCACCCCAACCGCAACCCCCAACCCGCUCCUCCGCGCCACCAACCCCCUCGUCACCUCCCUCGAACAAGAAGUCCUAGAUGAAUAUGCCCGGUUACUAGGAAACGUCAACAAGCUGUCUGACAAACUCGCCGACCUGGCGGGCUCACCUACAUCCAUGACUCUCGAUGGCCUGAGACAUCUUGAACGCAAGACCGCGACGGUGUGUACGUUGCUCAAGGCGAGCGUGUAUAGUAUUGUUCUGCAGCAGCAGAUUUUUAAUGAGGAGGAACAACAACAGCAGCAGCAGGAGGAGGAAGGACAGCGGGAGGGGGGUGGGGAGUAUGGGGGGUAUGGUGGGUAUGGAGGGUAUGAAGGGGAGAGUUAUGCGCAGUAUUAA